This is a messenger RNA of Cannabis sativa, 1842 nucleotides long. Its product is annotated as pentatricopeptide repeat-containing protein At1g05750, chloroplastic. The record is from RefSeq and is a predicted model, not a curated record. NCBI's taxonomy places the organism in Eukaryota, Viridiplantae, Streptophyta, Magnoliopsida, Rosales, Cannabaceae. The coding region runs from base 179 to 1744 and encodes 521 amino acids. The transcript is spliced from 2 exons. Gene Ontology annotation, biological process: RNA modification. Gene Ontology annotation, molecular function: protein binding; RNA binding.
AUUCACUCACAGUGAUAUAAUCUUAUUUCUUUUGUCACUGUCUCUCUAAUCUCCUUCCCAAAUUAAAACCCAUUUUCAUGUUUGCUCAAGUUGUAGCUUAGCUCAAAGUUGCACUUCAAAUUUGUCCAACUACUACAAAUUACAUCUACUUUAUCUUUUGAGUCAACUUCGGAAGAAGAUGAGUCUACCGGCGAACACACUCAGACCACCACCACCACCACCACCACCUCUUCCACUUCCACACUCAUCUUCCCAGACUCAACCCUCUUUCCCCAAUCAACCUCCUCCUAAGAACCGCUCCCUCUCUCACUCUUCACGCCUUAACCAAAAACCCAUUGACCCAAUUGUCAAAUGGACCUCUUCCAUAGCCACUCUUUGCCGAAACGGUCAACUAGCUGAAGCUGCCCAACACUUUUCUCGGAUGAGAUUGGCCGGAGUCGAACCUAAUCACAUCACAUUCAUCACCCUUUUCUCUGGGUGUGCUCAUUUUCCUCGCAAGAGUUUGUGUUUUGGUACUUCAGUUCAUGGUUAUGCUUGUAAGCUUGGGUUGGAUUCUGGUCAUGUCAUGGUGGGAACGGCGAUUGUAGAUAUGUACGCGAAAUGCGGUCUAGUUGAUUUCGCUAGAGUCGUUUUUGAUGGGUUGAAGGUGAAGAAUUCGGUGUCUUGGAAUACUAUGAUUGAUGGUUAUAUGAGAAAUGGUAAGGUGGAAAAUGCUGUUGAAGUGUUUGAUGAAAUGCCUGAGAGAGAUAGAAUUUCGUGGACUUGUUUGAUUGGUGGAUUUGUGAAAAGGGGUCUUUCAGAGGAAGCCUUGGAGUGGUUUCGUGAGAUGCAAGUCUCUGGUGUUGAACCAGAUUAUGUGACCAUAAUCUCUGUUCUUGCUGCUUGUGCUGAUUUGGGAACUAUUGGUUUAGGUUUAUGGAUGAAUAGAUUUAUCAUAAAUCGUGAAUUUAAGGACAAUAUCAAGAUUAGCAACUCAAUGAUUGAUAUGUAUGCUAGGUGUGGAUGCAUUGAAUUUGCUCGACAAGUGUUUGAGAAAAUGCCUCAAAGAACAUUGGUUUCUUGGAACUCGAUAAUAAUUGGAUUUGCUAUUAAUGGGCAUGCUGAGGAAGCACUUGAGUUCUUCAAUUUAAUGUUGAACGAAGGUUUCAAGCCCGACGGGGUUAGCUUCACUGGUGCUCUUACUGCAUGCAGCCAUGCAGGGCUAGUUGAAGAAGGGCUUAUGCUCUUCGAAAAUAUGAAAAAAGUUCAUGGAAUUAGGUAUAGGAUUGAGCAUUACGGGUGCCUUGUUGAUCUCUACAGCCGAGCUGGGAGAUUAGAAAACGCGCUAAAUGUGAUAGAAACUAUGCCAAUGAAACCGAACGAAGUUGUUGUGGGAUCAUUGCUGGCUGCUUGUAGAACUCAUGGUGAUAUCUCAUUAGCAGAAAGAUUAAUGAAUUAUCUCAACGAGUUGGAUCCCGGGGGUGACUCUAACUAUGUUCUCCUAGCGAACAUAUAUGCCGCGGUUGGAAAAUGGGACGGUGCAGGCAAGGUUAGGAAGAUGAUGAAGGCUCGGGGAAUACAGAAGACACCGGGAUUUAGUUCCAUUGAAAUUGAUUGUAACCUUCAUGAAUUUGUGUCUGGUGAUCACUCCCAUGAUGAGGCAGAGUGUGUAUAUUCAAUGCUUGAGCUUCUUUCGUUUGAACUAAAAGCAUCUGGCUAUGUUUCGCAGAAUAUUUUAAGCACUGAAUCAUAUGAGAAUGAUUGAUUGAAGCACUUGUUUUAUUUUGUAUGAAAUGAACAAACAUUGAAGUGUGAAGGAAUUUUGUGUUAGUGUAAGAGAGAUCAAAGGGAGUAGCUUAGCUU